GACGUCAUCACUUCGCGCCGUGAGCAGCAAGCAUGGCUGGAAUGGCAACUGUACCAAACGGUUCAUUAUCCAAACUGCAGUCUUUGAAUGGCAUAUUUGCCAUUUAUAAGAAACAGGGCCCCACAUCGGCAGAUGUGCUAAAUUCACUGAAGAAGACGCUUUUAAAAGAGGCUGGUGUUGUAAAUCCAAACCCUCGUAAAAGGAAGAAACAACCUCUUAAAAUUGGCCAUGGGGGCACUCUGGAUAGUAAUGCAUCUGGUGUACUUGUGGUUGGCAUUGGUGAAGGAACGAAGAUGCUCACCACAAUGCUUGCAGGAUCAAAGAAAUAUACCGCUGUUGGAGAAUUAGGCAAAGCAACCGAUACUCUUGACGCCACAGGAAAUGUCAUUGAGGAGAAGAAUUAUGAUCACAUCACAAAAGAGGCUUUGGAAGAGAAGUUUAAGCAGUUUACGGGGGAAAUUAUGCAGGUUCCACCUUUAUACUCAGCCCUGAAAAAGGAUGGCAAACGCAUGUCUGUCCUGCUAAAGCAAGGUCAGGAGGUCGAGGCUAAACCUGCACGUCCGGUGACCGUCUACAAUCUCACUUUACAAGACUUCAGCCCGCCACUUUUCACAAUAGAUGUUGAAUGUGGAGGAGGGUUUUAUGUCAGAAGUCUGGUCGAUGAGCUUGGAAAAGCACUGUCAUCUUGCGCACACGUAAAGGAGCUGACCAGAACCAAGCAAGGUCAGUUCACCUUGGAGGAGCAUGCAUUGAAGGAGGAUCGCUGGACGUUGACAGACAUCUCUCAAGCUUUGCAGCCCUGCCCAAAGCCACCAGGGAAACAGAAGAACGAAAGCAAGAAAUCAAAAGAGAAACACCCACCACCAAAGGGUGAUGAUGGAGAUCAAAAUAGUGAAUAAAGGUGUUUAUAUGUGCUGUGGGACAAACUACAUUCUCAGUGAGAGAAUUGUAGGAAAUUGCCUGCUUAGUCCGUUUUGAUUUGAUCUACCCUCUGCUCUGUACCAAACCUGUGCAUCCCUCUGCAUGCCCAUAUAUGGUACUUGUCAGGAUUGGACAGGUGGUGGCAGUGUUUUGAAGUUUGUGGAUUUGGUGCAGUUCUUAUUAGAGAGAGAGAAAUAUUCAGUUUCAAGGUCACUGAAGUUUCUAAAGCAUUAUUGUUUCAUUAAAAUAAUGACUUGGUUGUAGUCCCUGUGGUGCCAGGGGACAUAAUUAUUAUUUUUCUUGUAACAGAUUGUGGUUAAACCACACAGUUUUUUUGGUGACAAAACACCAGUUAGCACUGCUAUAUAAUUAUUUAAUUAUAUAAGACCAAAUGUUUUGUAGUUAAAUUAGUUGGCUUUUUAUUUUUUUAUUUUUACAGAUACAUUUGGGAAAAUGCUGUUUUGGUUUGCUAAUAAAAAUCAGUGCAAUUUGUUUGCAUUUUA
Paramisgurnus dabryanus is the source of this 1424-nucleotide messenger RNA. It is a transcript of the gene trub1, whose product is annotated as TruB pseudouridine (psi) synthase family member 1. Gene Ontology annotation, biological process: mRNA pseudouridine synthesis; tRNA modification. The record is from RefSeq and is a predicted model, not a curated record. NCBI's taxonomy places the organism in Eukaryota, Metazoa, Chordata, Actinopteri, Cypriniformes, Cobitidae. Gene Ontology annotation, molecular function: pseudouridine synthase activity; RNA binding. Gene Ontology annotation, cellular component: nucleus.